Messenger RNA from Zea mays, 737 nucleotides. RefSeq lists its product as uncharacterized. Lineage: Eukaryota; Viridiplantae; Streptophyta; Magnoliopsida; Poales; Poaceae. The record is from RefSeq and is a predicted model, not a curated record. The coding region runs from base 347 to 664 and encodes 105 amino acids. The transcript has 2 exons.
UCAACGGUUGCUGCAGGGAGACAGCGUGAGCAGCAAGCAGCCAGGCGUGUGGCAGUGGCCACCGCCAUGGACAGCCAAUCCCCGGCCAAUGCCCGCUCGUGCCUCGCUUUUAAAAGCACGCCGUGCACCCCUCCGAGCUUCCUUGGACUCGCCUCCACAUUCCGCUCGCCUCGCUCCCUCGUUCCUCUACUGCAGCACACUAACGCCAUGGAUGGACGACGGAAGCUCCCCGCUACCUCCAAAUCCCUGUCCUCAGUAGUCGAUUGCUUAAAUUGAGUUUGCCGUAACCUUCCCCUCGCCACGUCGAUCCGUUCGAACCCUUCCUCGAGCGCAGCCAUGACCGGCGAUGCCCGCGCCAUCGCCGCAGCAGGCUGCCACCGCGGGCUCGCGUGGACAGGCCACCUGGGGCUGCCGCCGGCCCAGCCAACUCCUUGGCUGGGCGCGCCCUCCACCAGGGACGGCUCGGCUGGCCCCGCCGCGCUCGGCCGACGCCGGCGAGCCCCGGCAAGGCAAGGCCGAUCCCCUUUCCCCUGUACGUUCCAAGGAAGAAGACGAUGGACCAAUCUGCAAAUUCCAGAACAGCAGGGGGGACCGAGAGAUGAUGAUCGAGCCAGUGAUGUGGUGCCACCCACAAGAUGCAGUUGGUGGACGACCUGAAGAGUGAUGGACUUAACCAGUGGAUGCUCGCCAAGCGAGUACCUCCGCCCAGCAAACACUAUCUAAGUGUUAAAUCAAAG